AUGGCUGCUCCUGCCCCUGCGGAGCCCCGGGUUAAGCCCACCAAGCCUGAUGAGGAGGCCUACAAGGCCAGCCUGGCCCAGGCCGAGAAGGAGCACACUGCUGCUCAGGAGAAAUUGAACCAAAUUAAGGCCAAGUUGGACAACGCCAAGCCCAACAACCAGGACUCUCCCGUGGCCAAGAAGCAACAGGAACUUCGCGCCGAACUCUCUUCGAUCCGCCAGAAGCAGUCGGGCUUCAAGUCCUCCCGCUCCAGCACCCUCGAGAAGAUCAAUGCCCUCGAGUCCACCCUCAAGGCCCGCAUUGCGGAGCAGAACAACUCGCGCGGCAAGAUGCCUUUCAAGAACGUGGAGGAGAUCGACCGGGAGAUCGCCCGCCUCGAGAAGCAGGUCGAUUCCGGUACCCUGCGAUUGGUCGAUGAGCGCAAGGCUCUCUCGGACAUUUCCAACUACCGCAAGCAGCGCAAGGGUUUCGCUGGUCUCGAAGAGGCCCAGAAGGGCAUCAAUGAUAUCAAGGCCCAAAUUGCGGAACUCAAGAAGACCCUGGAUAACCCCGAGGCCAAGGCCCUGAGCGACAAGUACUCCGAGAUCCAAAAGGAGCUGGAUGCGAUCAAGGCCGAGCAGGACGGUGUUUACAAGAACCUGAACUCCCUGCGUGACGAGCGCACCAAGCUGCGCAACGACCAGCAGCAGAAGUACGCCGCUAUCCGCGAGAUCAAGGACAACUACUUCAAGGCUCGCCGUGCCUACAAGGAGUACGAGGACGAGGCCUGGCGCGUUCGCCGUGAGCGCCAAAAGGCUGAGCGCGAUGCCUUUGAGCGCGAGAAGCGCAAGAAGGUCGCCGACAAGAAGCUCGAGGAGGCUUCUCAGCUCGCCUACACCGACGAGAUUCUUACUGCCCAGGGUCUCAUCCGCCACUUCGACCCCGCCUAUGACUUCUCCGCUCUUGGUCUUGACGACAAGAAGGAUGAGGGCAGCAACUUCCGUGCCAACGUUGGCCGUACCGUUGAUGACUCCGGUCUCAAGGGCAUGAAGGUGGUUCGCAAGGACGAUGUUGAGGAUUACUUCGUCGGCUCUGCCGGUAAGAAGGGCAAGAAGGGCAAGAAGGGUGGUGCCGCGGGCGCCGAGGCAAGCAAGUUCAACAUGAAUGUCGGUAUCAUUGAGGACUUUGCCAAGGUCAAGAUCGACCCUCCCAUGAACCAGUCCGAUGUCCCUGCCGCUGUUGAGAAGUUGGCCGCCAAGAUUACUGAGUGGAAGAAGAACCAGGCGAGCAAGACUGAGGAGAACAUCCAAAAGGCCAAGGAGGAGAUUGCCCGCCUCGAGGAGGAAGAGGCUACCGCCACCGAGACCAACGGCCGCAGCACCGACGCUGCAAAGAAGCCCGCUCAGGCGAACGGUCUCCCCACUGCCGAGGCCGAGCUGGCUCAGGAGAAGGACGCUGCUGCUGAUGCGGCGGAGGAGCUGAAGAAGGCUUCCCUUGAGGACAAGGAAUAA
This is a messenger RNA of Penicillium daleae, 1491 nucleotides long. It is a transcript of the gene bfr1, whose product is annotated as putative nuclear segregation protein (Bfr1). Gene Ontology annotation, molecular function: mRNA binding. The record is from RefSeq and is a predicted model, not a curated record. The coding region runs from base 1 to 1491 and encodes 496 amino acids. Gene Ontology annotation, cellular component: ribonucleoprotein complex; nuclear outer membrane-endoplasmic reticulum membrane network; endoplasmic reticulum. The transcript is spliced from 3 exons. NCBI's taxonomy places the organism in Eukaryota, Fungi, Ascomycota, Eurotiomycetes, Eurotiales, Aspergillaceae. Gene Ontology annotation, biological process: intracellular mRNA localization.